AUUCGUUUUUGAGCAAUCUCUAAGUAUCUCAAAUUCUCAAAACGAAGAGCGAAAUCAGAAAUAUCAGGAGCAGUCUGCAGUAUUCACGCACAGAAAAAUAUCAUGUUUGGCUGCUAGGGAUAAAAUGCCUAUCUCUAGGUCCAGGGUUCCCCCUGUCAAUCCCUUACAGUUGGAAAACAUCUACACCCUCAUCAAGCUUUCGGAGGAGAUCGAGGAACAGAGAUACGAAUCAGCUUGUCAGGAUAUUCAGGUUGAUGUAACUGAUGUUAUUGAGGAGAAUGAUCUGUGGCUGGUCAAGUAUGAUGAACUCUCCCAAAAGACGAGAUCUAUCCCUCUGUCUCAUCUGGGAUGUUGCAAGGAAGGAGGUGAGCUGUUCAGUGCCCUGUGUAUGUGGGUAGAUGUGAACCAACGUUAUGUUGAUUUAGGAUUGUUUCCUCAGUGGUACGAUAUCGCUAGAGAGUUGAAUAUUGACGAAAUGAAAACUGAGUGGGUUAAGGUUUGUAUCCGGCCUGAGCAGAGCUUUACACGCGCUAUCCUAGAGAUAUAUAUGUACGACGGAGGAACUCUUGGUGAAGUUGUCUCAGCUCUCAGAAAGCAGAAGCAGUACAGGAUAAUACAAGAGAUAUCUGACAAAGCUGAUGUGUUCCUUGAUGUGUAUACGGUGUAUCAUAAGAACAAUUACAACCCAACAGUAACUAAUGAUAAUCAUCUCUACUCCAUCAUGAGAACUCUAUUCGAUACCUUCAGUAAGACUGGAUACGAGGAUCCAUUGAGUAAAUUCCAGGAUUACAGCCAGGGAUUCAAGAACUACUUCAGGACAGAUAGAUCAAAGAUACAGCCUCAGACCGAGUUGAUAAUGAACCCUGUGCAGUUUAAUGGAACCUCCUCGUUUCCUUCUCAGGAUUCAGGAUACACAUCACCCCGUGAAUAUGGUGGAUAUCUUCCGGCUAUGCCACCCAUGGAUAUUACCUCAAACUCUGUGACUAACUUCAGGUGA
Messenger RNA from Eurytemora carolleeae, 997 nucleotides. RefSeq lists its product as uncharacterized. The record is from RefSeq and is a predicted model, not a curated record. NCBI's taxonomy places the organism in Eukaryota, Metazoa, Arthropoda, Copepoda, Calanoida, Temoridae. The transcript is spliced from 11 exons. Bases 125 to 997 code for a protein of 290 amino acids.